AUGGUAGAUGAUAUUGAAAUAAAACUGUCAUCAUCACGUCCAUCAAAUACCAAUAUUGAACGUACCCCAUUAACAGGCUCACGAGUGAUUGAUGAACCAUUAUACGAGUUAAUUGAUUAUUUCGUUCGUGAUUAUAUUGAAAUUUGGUAUAAAACACAAAUAAGUUCAGAUGAAGAUUUUAUUAAAGAUGUGCGAAAUGGAAUUUAUACAACAAUUCAACAUUUGUCGGAUAGAAUGCGUGAAAUUGAUUGGCUUGAAUUUUGUACAACUACCGUUGUUGACAGUUUUUCUACACACGUAAGAUUAUUUCGAAAUGCAAAAGAACGAAUUAGACUAGAACGUCCAGCUAAUGUCGACGUUAAAUCGGUAUUUUUUGAUUUGGAAGCUGAAUAUGAACAUGGAAUAUGUCGGGAUGAAGUAUGCACAGAUAAAAAAGCAGAAACAGAAUUUUUACAAGAUCUUGCUGAAGUUCUCAUUUAUAUAUUAUUACCAGCAAAUGAAUUUCGUUGUAUUCCAGCUCGAAUGAUAAUAAGAGAAGUUGUUAUUAAUCUUGGAAUAUUACCGCUUAUCGAUUACUGGACAGAUUCCGACGCAGUUAAUCAACUAGUUAUCAAAAUGUCUAGCCAAAUUCCUCUCACAAUUGAUAACUUUUUACUUGUUGUUCGGACUACCGAUUCUCAAGGAGAAUUAAAAACGUUAACAGAACGGUUAGAACAAGAAAUUGGUAAACUACGGUCAAAAGAUAUUGGGGGUGAAAAUGGUAUAUUACUUGUGUUCAAUCAUGCUGAUGUUCGAGCAAAAUUAAAUAGCUACAACUAUUUAAAACGUCUUUUGAGUGAUAGAUUAGAAUUACAGCAACGUUUAGAACCAUCACCAUUCGAUGAUGACGAUUUAUCACAGAGAGUUCCCUAUCACGAUUUACCAUUGACAGAAAUUUUGAAUAAUUGUAAUGGACUUGAUUAUUUUCUAAAAUUUUUACAGUCUGUAGAUGCUGUUGGUUAUGGUAGUUUUUAUCUAAAUGCCGAAGCAUUUCGUUGCGCUGGAAUAUCUGUUCAACAGAACAAUCACGAUACAUCGAUGGAACAACAUCAAGCAAAUUUAGAAAUGUUAAGAAAUAUGGCUAAUGAUCUUAUUGAACAAUAUUUUUUGCCAACAGGUACAUUCAAAUUGGCUCUAGAUGAAAAUUUAAUUAAGAAAACAUUAAGAAUAUUAAAAAGUGAAGCAAUCGACGAGACACUACUAGAUGAUUUACAAAACAAAGCAUUUGAAAUUCUUUCAUCGGACAAGUAUUAUGGACAAUUUAAAACGACGCCACAAUAUUUGAAAGUACUGAGUGAAUUUGAUUUUGCCGAUUCUAUGACAAUGGAUAACUCUGAUUCAGCCUCUCUCUCAAGUAAUAAUAGUAAUGAUCUAAUUGGGGAUUAUGAUAGUAACAAUGCUGGUUCUGGAUCAAAUAGUAGUGGAGGAACGAGUGUGGCAGCUGUUAUUCCAGAUAUUCUUGAUAAUAUACAAAAUUACACAAUUCAAACAGCAAUAAAUGAUUCAGGUGUUUGUUCUGAGAAAGGUGAAAAGUAUGCCAUCUAUGUAAUAUCUGUGUCGUGUAAACCUAUUCAUCCUGUGGAAAGUGGUAACAUCGAUAUGUUAAAAGGAAAAGAAUGGAUAACUUAUCGGCGUUUUAGUGAAUUUAAUGACUUAAAUAUGAUUAUACGAAAACGUUAUCGAGAUUUACAGCAUAUUCAAUUGCCAACUAAAAGUUUAAUUAAUUCUACUAGUCAAGAUGUUCGAUUGAAACGACAGAAAGAACUGAAUACUUAUUUAACGGCAUUAAUAAAUCCAAAAGUAAUGAAUAAUCAUCCUCAUUUAGCUGAUCUAUUAUUAAAAUUUCUCCGAAAUCAACAAUGGAAAUGUCAACACACAGAUCUCACUCGAAAAGACGUUGUUAAAUCGACGGUUGAUACUAUCGUUACACCAUUUAAACAAUCGGCACUGGGUAUUAAAAAUGCUGUCACCUCACUACCUGGUAAUGUGGUUAAAAGUGUAAAUAAAGUUGCUGAUGGAAUACAAAUAGUAUCAGAUAGUGUCACAGAUAAUAUGGGAAAAUUAUUUCGAACUGGACAAGGUUUAAAUGAUACAUCUCGAGAUUUACAAACAUUUCCAAUUGUUGAAGAUUAUCAAAAUGCUAAAAAUAUUCCAUUACGUGUACUUCUAAUUAUUAUGGAUGAAGUAUUUGAUUUGAAACAAAAAAAUAUGUGGUUUCGAUCAAGAUUUGUAUCGAUAUUAAAAAGAGUAUUACGAACAUUUAUGGGUGAUUCAGUUAAUAGAGAUGACUAUUGGCCAAACGGUAUUAUGGCUGAUAAGCCAUCUGAACGCGAUGCAAGUGUAAGACAUAUUACACAAGUAUUAUGCAAAGCAAAAUUAUUAGGAAUUGUAUCAGAUGAAUUACGUCAUAUAAUUGGUAGUGAAACCACUCGUCGCGGUCUCUUACGUUUAUUUGAAUUAUUACAAAAUGAAACAUUAAAUCGUCGAUUUAUUUUUGUUUUACUUGAAGCAUUACUCAUAAAAUUAUUUCGUCCAAAUGAUUUACAUUUAAUAUUUGAAAAAUUAUAUUCGCAAUCAUCACGAGUUAAAGAAGAAUAUAAACGACGGAAUAAUGAAGUGACAGUAAAUUCUGUGGAUGAACAACGUGCCUAUUUUUUGAAUCGUUUAACGGUUCGAAGUGAUGAUCAAUUAAAUGUAAAUAUGAUGUUGAAAAGAACAAAUAGUAUCAAUAAUAAUAAUAAUAAUUCUAAUCUGACAACAAGAAAUAUGCCAAGAAGUUUUUCAAAAAUAUCACGAUAA
Didymodactylos carnosus is the source of this 2838-nucleotide messenger RNA. Lineage: Eukaryota; Metazoa; Rotifera; Eurotatoria; Philodinida; Philodinidae. The record is from the annotation of a GenBank genome assembly.